Drosophila obscura is the source of this 4842-nucleotide messenger RNA. RefSeq lists its product as uncharacterized. The record is from RefSeq and is a predicted model, not a curated record. Gene Ontology annotation, cellular component: nuclear membrane; rough endoplasmic reticulum membrane. The transcript is spliced from 7 exons. Bases 334 to 4752 code for a protein of 1472 amino acids. Gene Ontology annotation, molecular function: microtubule binding. Lineage: Eukaryota; Metazoa; Arthropoda; Insecta; Diptera; Drosophilidae. Gene Ontology annotation, biological process: neuronal signal transduction; chemotaxis.
ACGCGGCUUAAUGCAAUUUUUUGCUGGUUCGGCUGCAAAACAUGCAUUUUUGAUGAGAAAACAGAAGGAGAGACAAGUGCAGUCAGACACACAUACAGUGACAGUCCGACCAUAAGUGCAGUGCCGUGCGGGGUACGAAGAAAGUGCGCAUUUCACACAAAUUAGCAGUUCGUUUAACCGACCUUAUUGAUAGUUAUGUGCAUACAUACACGCGUGCACACAUACACGGGCUAGAAAAACCAACCACCAUCGCACCGCAGCAGCCCCACCAGCAAAACAGCAUCGAUCAACCACAGGAGAGGAGAGGAGGCAAAUCGCUAAGGUCACCACAGAAUGGAGUCCCAACCGAAGCGACCCUCAUUGCAUUUAGUGGCAGAAGCUGGAACAGGAUCUGGAUUGGGUGCUGGUGCUGCAGCCACAGCUGAGAUGUCGGGCGCAUAUUCCCCCACCUCGGGCUUCCUGCCGGACAUGCCGCAGUGGAAGAAGGACCUCAUACAGCGCCGCAAGACGAACGUGGCCCGCACACAAGCGGCAGCCUCGCCAACAGCUACCUCCGAUGUGGAUGUGGAUGUGGCCUUGGGGGAAUCAACUGCAUCGGGGGGAACCGCAGCAGGCGCCAGUGCAGAACCGACUGCGACUGAGGCGGCGAUCUCUAGUCAACCACAACAGAAGCCGCCGGCAAAGAGAAAUGUAAGCCAGACAGCGACACCAACAGCAGCACACAUACAAAUGCAAACAGCGCUUAAGACUACACCAACAGAGGAAAAGUCUGAGAAAUCUUUCAUUGGAGGUCAUCAUACCCAACAGCAACAACAGCAGCAGCAGCAGCAGCUCCACCAAGGCAAAGACUCGUCAGCCAGCAGCAGCUCCAGCGGCACGAAGGAGCCAGAGAUUCUAAAUUUGGAUCUCAGAGAGCGUGAGAGCGAGCGUGAGCGAGAGCGAGAGAGUGAACGCGAGCCGGGAGAGCAAAUUGACUCCAUGGUGAGUUGCCGCUCUCGCGGCGGUGGUGAAGUUGAAACUGGCACAGCGGCGGCGGCAGCGACAACUGGAGCAUUAACAGCUAGCGACGCCAGCGGCGGCAGCGGCAUCGGCGCACUGGCAGCAGCGCCAACAUCGUCGUCGUCAGCAAAUCACUUGCAAACGAAACUUGGACAGACCGUUUCAGAAGGGGCUCCCAGUCAGACGAGCUCCACCGCGAAAGAGAAAGAACUGCAGGUAGCCGCAGUAGCAGCAGCACCAGCAACAGCAACAGCACCAGCCACACAGUUGGUUCUUGUUGAUAAUAAAAACGGUUCGAAAACAAAGCUCAUUUCCGAUAAAUUGCAGAGCAAUAAGUUUAUAAAACAACAGCAGCAGCAGCAACAACAGCACCAACAUCAACAACAGCAACAACAGCAACAGCACCAGCAACAAUUGUCGCCCACCAAAUUAACGGUAAAAACGACAAUGGUCGCCAUGCAAGAAAUGAAAAAGACAACAAAACAAAAUGGCCAACAUCGUCACAUCGCGAAGAGCAGCAGCAACAGCAGCCACAGCGGCGACCCAGAGGCUGCCUCCGGAGUGGCCCUGCCAGAGCUGGUGGACACCGGCGAAGAUCUGAGCUAUGGGCCCGGUAUCGUGUCGAAGCUGCGUUGCCGCUACCUAAGCCUAGCGCUGCGCGAGUCCCACCAGCAGAGCCAGAAGCAGCGCCUGCAGCGCUCCACCAGCCUCAACACGCUGCUCGAUCGCGACGACGAUGAGGAGGAGAUGAAUGCCAAUGCCGGUCUCGAGGUGGUCUCGACCCGUGCCAAAUCCACACCGCCGCCGAUACUGGGUGCCAAGCCGACGAUGCUUGGCGGUGGCUACAUCAAGGGCGCCCAGGCGCCGGUCCAGCGUCCCGUUAGUCUGGGCACCAAUGGAACAACCCCCACCCUGUCUGCACUAAGCACCGAAGAUCCAACAAAGCCCACCAAUGGAGGAGGAGGAGGAGGCGGAGGAGUGACCCGUUCACGUCACUUUAAACGCGGCAACGAGGUAAUGAAACGGGCCCGCUCCGUGGAGGCGCUGCUCUGCGAGAAGUCGCCAUGGAAUACGCAAAGGGCCAGCUACCAGACGACGAGCAUGGCCAUGCCCACUGCACCACAGGCUGUCUCCCCGGGCGCUGCAUCGCCCACCUGCGUCACCAUCGAGGACAAGAUCCACAAUGCCCGCGAGCGACUGCACAGUGGGACGGAUACGGCGCCGCCCAAGCGUCUGACCUCCAUCAUCGACGACACGGAGCGCCCGCCACCGGAUCUGGUCAAGCAGACGCUGAAGAUGUUCGAGGCGAGUGCCAAUCGUCGGCCACGCGCCACCCACCGCUCCAACGGAGUGGGCGGUGUGGCCAGCAAGGUGGCCAGCUACAAGUCGAUCCUCAAGGAGCAGCGAUCGCCGGCACCCAGCGUGGCCAGCACACCGCCAUCCCUGUCCCGGCGUGAGCCCGGCCAGAGUGUGGGCUUUGCUGCCUCCACCCCCAAGCAGGUGACACGCUCAGCAUUGAUCUCCGACAGCAGCAGCAGCAGCACACCCCAUCCCCAUCCCGAUAUCAUUCCUCGGCAGCUGGCCAGCGCUGUGGACUCGCCCGUAACCGCGCUGAGCCUCAUGAUGGGACGCAUCAAUCUGCAGGAUGCGGAUGACGAGGCGGCAACGGCGGCAGCGUCGGCUGUGAAUGAGAGCUUAGUCAGCGAGGCCAGAGCGGCGACGGCAUCGGGAACGGGAACGGUAGCAGCAGCAGCAGUAGCAGCGUCGUCGUCGUCGUCGACGACAAACAACGAAGCGAACAGCGAAUACGAGAAUGAGAAUAAUGCCAGGCACGAUGUUGGCAACGAUGGGGAUGACGACAACACCACCAACGACAACAACCGCAACGACAGCGACAACAAUGGGCACGAUGGCGAUAAUAUGGGCGCGGCAGGCGAUAAGCCUAAGCCCCCCACAAGCACAGCAACGACGACGACGACGACGACGGCGGCGGCGGCGGUGGCGACAGCGGCAGGAGGCGCCCAGCGAUCAUUCGUUGCCACGAUCGAGAGCGCGCACGUUCCCAGUGGAAGUAAUAUCGCAAGAAAACAACUGAACAACAGCGAGACGGGAUCGGGACUGGGAUUGGGAUCGGGAUCUGGAUCCGGGAUAGCCGGCACUACAACAACAACCAAACAGAUUGGUGUGAUACGGCCGCUCUUCAAUAGCAGCGGUUCGACACAGCAGCUGACCAGUCGCGAGAUCGAAAAGAAUCGCAUUAAUGAGAUGAAAAAGUCCUCGGCACUGGCCAACGAUGGCAGCUCCGGUGCGGGUUCGCCCAUAACUAGUCUGGAUACGGUGAUAAAUACGAUACGGGAUGGUAGCGAAACGGACGCGGCCACAGCCUCGCCCUUGUGGACACUACGCAAGCUGCGUCAUGGCCAUGCAGCCGGUAGCAAUUCUGGUCAUCAUGCGGCAGGAACGGCGGCCACUUCCAGCCAUUCCACGGAGAACACCUCGAUGGUGUUCAACUUCUCCAAGAGCAGCAAGGAAGUGCCCGACUACAUUGAAAGCGAUGUUGUGAUCUACAGGCGUAAACGGGAAUUGCCAAAGCCAAAUGAACCCGGCUUCGUGCUGCUGGGCGAUCUAUCGGUGGAGACCUCCACGGAUACGGACUACGACGAUUACUCCCUGUGCCCGCCCUCGCCGUGCGACGUAGAGUUCGAGAAUGCCAACAUUGUGAUCGAUGGCAAGUCCAGCAUACGCCAGAAACCCAAAGAGUCAACGUUUCGCGUGCAGUUUAACGACACGUUGACGUCCACCUUCGAGUACCCCUCAGAGGCAUCGAUGAUCAUCGAUGAUCCGCCCUAUGCCGAUCCCUUUUCCCAUGUCAGCAAGCAUCACCAGCUGCUGCUGGCCGAACAGAUGCAGCUGCUGCAGCAUCAGCAACAGGUGCAAAAGCAGCACCAGCAGCAUCAUCAUGUUACUGUGGACGAGAUCAUUGAGCUUCCCACAUCGACGGUGGGGAACAAUAAAUCUGGCAGCGAUGGAGGCGGCGGCGGCGGGGGCAAUAUGCUGGGGAAUUUACCGUUGGAUUACCCAAGUUUAGGGAGGGGUAUUAUCUUGCAACAGUCGCCACAACAGCAGCAGCAGCCGGAGAAGGAGGAACAGCAGCCGGAGGAGAAGGAGGAGCAUCAACUGGAGCUGGAGGAGCAUCAGGAACACGAGCAGCAGCAGCAGGAACAGCAGGAACCAAAAACAACAGCAGAACUGCAGCGACCAACAAAUGUCGAAAUCAAGCUCCCGCAGCUCCACGGCCAACAAGAGUUGCAGGUGCAGGUGCACUUGCAACCACAGCGUAGAGCUCGGCCAUCGGUUCUACUGAAGCCGCAGUAUGCCUGCUUCCUGCAGAAUGAGACAAGGCCGGCACAGCCACCGCCAGCGCCAGCGCCAACGCCACCGCCUCCCGUUUCAGUUAAGCCCCGGAAGGCGGCAUCCUUCUCAAUAGGCAACCAUCAGCAUCAGCAUCAGCAUCAUCAACAGCAGAGUAAAUAUGAAAUACCCGCUAGCAGAAACCGAACCACAACCACCACAGCCAAAACCAUGAUCAGGAGCAGUAGCAGGAGUGGAAGCCAGUGCAGCAGCGAUGCCAGCCAGCAACAGCAGCAGCAGUCGCGUCGUCGGCCGAGUCUGCCGUCAUCGCUAGCUUUACCCAAUGCCAGUACAGCCCUGCUCCAGGCACGCAUACCGGGCACCACGCUCUACUAUGUCUAAGCCAAAUGCGAAUCAACAGAAAUCAGAACCGAACCAAAAAAUAUAAUUAAAUGCGCUCCACACCAUACCGCCUCUUCAAGCCUGCAAGCC